Messenger RNA from Trematomus bernacchii (emerald rockcod), 717 nucleotides. Its product is annotated as WD repeat-containing protein 34-like. The record is from RefSeq and is a predicted model, not a curated record. Gene Ontology annotation, cellular component: ciliary plasm; cytoplasmic dynein complex. Gene Ontology annotation, molecular function: dynein light chain binding; dynein heavy chain binding. Gene Ontology annotation, biological process: intraciliary transport. NCBI's taxonomy places the organism in Eukaryota, Metazoa, Chordata, Actinopteri, Perciformes, Nototheniidae.
AAGAAGUUUACUUCCGGGUUUUAGGACGCGUCACUGUGGCACUCUAUUGACAGUAUUUAAAACCUACACUUUGCUACAACUUGGUGGAGUUUUGUGGGAAUAUAUAAUCGUGAUGGGUUAAGUUGUUUUUUGUUAUGUCUAGAUAAAUAUAAUACAUUAAAUCCAUACGAUUAAUCCAUUACAAAAAACGCAAAUAUGGGACAAGCUUUUUUCCAGGAGAAAACCAGAAGUGGAUGUGGGAUUUCUCUCUUGACUCUCCGUAUCCAAGCUGAUCACUAGCAUGUUUACUGACGAAGCCCUGGACUCAGUGAGUGUUCAGUCUCAGUGGAGGAUAUCCCAGCAGUCCGCGCAGGAGUCGAGAAGCUGUCAGACCCGCGCCGUGCACAGAGCUGAGGCCGAGGUGCAGGCGGGGUCCUCCUCCACCUGCUGCACCCAGACAGAGACCCAGCCUCAGGAGGAGCUGCUCCUCCAGGACGGGCUGGAGCUGCCCGGCCUGAGGGACUUCCUGCAGCGGGUGGAGGACACUGUCGUCAGAGAGCUGGUCAGAAAUGCCAGGAGUCACGCCUUUGAUGAGUUCCAGGUGAACUGGGAGGAUCACAGGCAGCGAGUUUCAUGCCUGCAUUUCCUUCAACAUACCAGCGCACAAGAGACAGGUCUUCAUGUAACCAGUGUUUCCUGGAACUGUACAGGUUCAGUUAUUGCCUGUGCCUACGGUCG